Messenger RNA from Phaedon cochleariae (mustard beetle), 1348 nucleotides. The record is from the annotation of a GenBank genome assembly. Lineage: Eukaryota; Metazoa; Arthropoda; Insecta; Coleoptera; Chrysomelidae.
GCUGACAUGACUUUUGCAGAAAACAACAAAUUUAUGUGAUUCCCUAUUCACAGUAUUCUCAUUAUUUGUGAUUAUUCUGAUUAUGUGUCAUCAAAGAUCUAAUAAUAUUAAAUAUAAAAUUCUUUGAAGUUGAUAUGAAUAUGAGUUGAUUCGAUUACUUUGUUCCAUCAAUUAUUUGUUGAUACUUAUCAUACAACAACACUUUUAUCAGUCUGGUCAAUAAUUAAAGGAUUAAUUUUACAUUUUCUAUAUAGCAAUGAACUCAUCAUUAUAAAAGUUUUGAAUAUUCCAGUACGCAGUAAAUAUUACACAUUUCAUAGUUUAAACCUGGAUACUGGAUAGAACUAAACUAACAGAUAUGAUGGGUUUAUUUGGAACAUCCAAUGAUCCUGUAGUUGAUGAAGUAGAGUCGGCCACAACUGAGAAAAAUGUUGAGGAGGAUUGGAGUCUUAUUAUGAACAUUUGUGACAGUGCUGGAAAAUCACCAGAGGAUGCAAAGAACUACCUUCAAGCUAUAACCAAACGUUUAUACAAUCCUGAUCCCCAUGUUGGUAUUAAAGCUGUGACUCUAUUGGAUGCAUGUAUCAAGAAUUCUGGCAAAAAAUUUCACACAGAAGUUGCGUCUAGGGAUUUUGAAACCCAUUUCACAAAAUUGAUGACCAAGGCACACCCAAAUGUAUCAAAAAAGCUUAGGGAAUCUUUGAAAAAGUGGGCUGACAAUGAAUUCAAAUCUGAUGUCCAGCUUAGUUUAAUACCAUCUAUGAUAUCUAAGUUGAAGGAUAUUGGCUUGGAUUUUACUGUGGAAGAACUGGAGGAAGAACAGAUCAUGAAAGCCAUCGAGCUAUCUCUCAAGGAAUCCGGUUCUCCCAGGUCCACCUCUAAGUUGAAUCAAUCCAACUCCUUGUACCCUUCCGUCAAUAUGUCGGGAUCCGCUUCUUUGCCGGCUAGUUCCGUUCCAGCUAAAGAGUCCAGGAAGGUGAGGGCUUUGUACGAUUUCGAAGCAGUCGAGGACAACGAGUUGACGUUUACUAGUGGAGAAAUCAUAUUUGUGCUAGACGAUAGCGACUCCAACUGGUGGAAAGGAAGUAACCAUAGAGGAGAAGGACUAUUUCCAGCCAAUUUUGUUACAGCUGAUUUAUCAGUGGAACCAGAAUCAUUCUUGUACGAUAAAGCAAAGAAAAUGGUUCAGUUCAAAGAACCUGCUGAGGUUAAGAUAAUGAAAGAAGAACCAGAAGUGAUAGAAAUAAAUGAGCAGAAAAUUGAUAGACUAUUACAUUUGUUACAUGAAGCUGACCCCACAAACCCAGAGAAAGACACUGAAGAGAUGCUUCAUUUAGAAAGUGAGUGA